AGCGGAAUUAACGAUGGGUGCGACGGAGGCGAGGCGGCGCGUCGCGCGCGACAGUCGGGACGAUGGGACGGAGAGCGCUCGAUCGUUCCGCGUGACGAGCUAAAGGGACGGCGAGGCGCGCUGCGUCGGCUCGGGGUGUUGCACGUCCGCUCGCGAGCGUCGGCGAUUAUGCAGUCUCGCGCGUCGCGCCCGUGUUGCCGCGCGGUCAGAUGAAGAAGGUGCUCGGCUCUCGUUUCCCGGCGUCUCGACUCGACCGACGGAAUGGUUUCCCUCGCGCGGCUCUCCUUCGUCGCGCUUCUCUACGCGGUUCUGACGCAUACGGCAGGGUCACGGGUACUCGAGCUCAGCGACAGAUUUCUGGAUGCGCACAAGGAUGGGCAGUGGCUGGUUAUGAUGUACGCGCCGUGGUGCGCACACUGCAAAAGACUGGAACCGAUCUGGUCUCAUGUCGCUCAACAUUUGCACGCUACGUCCGUACGAGUGGGACGAGUGGAUUGCACUAGAUUUACCAGUAUAACGAGUGCGUUCAAAAUUAAGGGGUUCCCCACUAUUCUAUUUUUAAAGGGCGAGCAGAAGUACGUAUACGAAGGCGAUAGAACGAGGGAAGAGAUAGUGAAAUUCGCUUUAAGACUAAGCGGCCCUCCCGUGCAGGAGAUAACGAAACCGCAGAGUUUCGAUACCAUAAAGAGAGAUCGCGAUCUCUAUUUCUUAUACGUAGGAGACAAAUCCGGAGUCUUAUGGGAACUUUAUUACAAGACUGCGAAUGUAUUUCAAGCGCAUGCAUUUUUCUUUCAAUCUCACCCGAGCGUUGUGAAUAAGCAUGCGCCUGUGGGCAAUGUUCCGGCGUUGUUCGUGUACAAGGAAAAUUUGCAUUACAAUUUUACCGGACACAACUUGAGCAACACGGAACAAGUGAACGAGACGCUCUAUAAGUGGGUGAACGCGGAGCGUUUUCCAACAUUCCCGAAAGUAACAAGAGGAAACAUAAAUCAAUUAUUCCUAACAAAUAAGAAUCUCGUUUUAGCGGUAGUGGAGGAAAACCAACUGGAGGAGGUCGCGCCCGAUAUGCUGGAAUUCAGAGAUAUGGUUGAAUCUGUGAUCAAGAAUAAACGAAAUAAGUAUCACGAUCAUUUCCAGUUCGGUUGGAUAGGUAGUCCCAAUCUAGUCAACAGUAUAGCGAUGACGACACUACCUAUACCGAGUUUACUUGUGAUAAACACAACUACCAAUCACCAUCAUAUUCCCGAGGAUGAAACAGAGAAGCUGACUCCAUACGUGAUAGAAUUGUUCCUAGAGCAGAUUCGCAACGAGAGUGCUCCGCGAUAUGGCGGGAACAAUUGGCUAGUACGUAGUUAUAGAAAGUGGUUCGAGGUGAAAACUGUUCUGACUUCGAUGUGGAAGGGCAAUCCUAUCCUGAUGAUGGUGCUGCUUGGAUUGCCGUUUGGAUUUCUGUCGUUGAUAUGUUAUGGCAUUUGUUGUCCAGAUUUAUUAGACGCAAACGACGACGAAGAUGAGAAUACUGGGACGUAUCACAUGAAGAACGAUUAAGAACAAGUACUAUUAAUAGAUAUAUAGAAUUCUCAGACACAUUUUUCAUUAUGUAUAGUGUAUAAAAGUGCUUCUGGUUGUAUCUACAUGUUCUUAACAAAAAUUUGCCAAAGCAGUUUUAAGAUUGUGAGAAUUUUUAUACAAUAAUUCAUAUAUUUUCGACAUUCCAUAUAUAUUAUUUUUCACCCACUUUGUACCGGCGACACUGAUUUCCUUUACGUGUUGUAUAUAUAAAAAAAAAAUUAUGUGUAUCCCUCGAGACAAUACGACCUACCGAGUUAAGCAAGUACGUAUACACUCGGAAAAAUUUGUCUUUUAACACAGCUUUAACGAAAAAGAGAAUGUAAUAUAUAUCAAAAAUUUGUAUAUUAAACACGAUUGUUCACAUAGUUUGUAAAAUCAUAUUAAACGUCAAACUAAACAUUGGUUUUUGUAUAUGUAUGGACAAGAUAAUGAUAAUAUUUAGCAUUAUGCGCAAGUUGUGCGGAACUGUUGUUUGUUGUAUCGUGUAGACCGCAGGUGUGAUUGCGAUUUCUUUUUUAGGAUGGAAAAUAAUUGUGCAUUUGCUGAAUGUAUUUAUAUGUAAAAAAAGAGUAAAUAUUUCUCCAAAUAUAUUAUUAUUACUACUAUUA
Molecule: messenger RNA, 2180 nt
Organism: Vollenhovia emeryi
Lineage: Eukaryota; Metazoa; Arthropoda; Insecta; Hymenoptera; Formicidae
Gene: Tmx3
Product: protein disulfide-isomerase TMX3
Exons: 10
Coding region: 262-1548 (428 amino acids)
Biological process (GO): peptidyl-cysteine oxidation
Cellular component (GO): endoplasmic reticulum
Molecular function (GO): protein disulfide isomerase activity
Source: RefSeq, a predicted model, not a curated record